GCAUAAGAGCCGAGCGGGGGAACGUGCGUGUCUCGAGUCGCACGGAGGGCAACCGUCGCCGGGCUUAGCGCCUCAACUGUCGUUGGUGUAUUUUUCUGGUGUCACUUCUGUGCCUUCCUUCAAAGGUGGUGCUUUGUCCUUGUGGGUCAUCUGUACUGAUUGCGCCAAGCAAAGCAUUUGUUCUCCAAAUGUCAACUGUCAAGGAGCAGCUAAUUGAGAAGCUAAUUGAGGAUGAUGAAAACUCCCAGUGUAAAAUUACUAUUGUUGGAACUGGUGCCGUAGGCAUGGCUUGUGCUAUUAGUAUCUUACUGAAGGAUUUGGCUGAUGAACUUGCCCUUGUUGAUGUUGCAUUGGACAAACUGAAGGGAGAAAUGAUGGAUCUUCAGCAUGGCAGUCUUUUCUUUAGUACUUCAAAGAUUACUUCUGGAAAAGAUUACAGUGUAUCUGCAAACUCCAGAAUAGUUAUUGUCACAGCAGGUGCAAGGCAGCAGGAGGGAGAAACUCGCCUUGCCCUGGUCCAACGUAAUGUGGCUAUAAUGAAAUCAAUCAUUCCUGCCAUAGUCCAUUAUAGUCCUGACUGUAAAAUUCUUGUUGUUUCAAAUCCAGUGGAUAUUUUGACAUAUAUAGUCUGGAAGAUAAGUGGCUUACCUGUAACUCGUGUAAUUGGAAGUGGUUGUAAUCUAGACUCUGCCCGUUUCCGUUACCUAAUUGGAGAAAAGUUGGGUGUCCACCCCACAAGCUGCCAUGGUUGGAUUAUUGGAGAACAUGGUGAUUCUAGUGUGCCCUUAUGGAGUGGGGUGAAUGUUGCUGGUGUUGCUCUGAAGACUCUGGACCCUAAAUUAGGAACGGAUUCAGAUAAGGAACACUGGAAAAAUAUCCAUAAACAAGUUAUUCAAAGUGCCUAUGAAAUUAUCAAGCUGAAGGGGUAUACCUCUUGGGCUAUUGGACUGUCUGUGAUGGAUCUGGUAGGAUCCAUUUUGAAAAAUCUUAGGAGAGUGCACCCAGUUUCCACCAUGGUUAAGGGAUUAUAUGGAAUAAAAGAAGAACUCUUUCUCAGUAUCCCUUGUGUCUUGGGGCGGAAUGGUGUCUCAGAUGUUGUGAAAAUUAACUUGAAUUCUGAGGAGGAGGCCCUUUUCAAGAAGAGUGCAGAAACACUUUGGAAUAUUCAAAAGGAUCUAAUAUUUUAAAUUAAAGCCUUCUAAUGUUCCACUGUUUGGAGAACAGAAGAUAGCAGGCUGUGUAUUUUAAAUUUUGAAAGUAUAUUCAUUUGAUCUUUAAAAAAUAAAAACAAAUUGGAGACCUGUGACAUAA
Pan troglodytes (chimpanzee) is the source of this 1311-nucleotide messenger RNA. RefSeq names its product lactate dehydrogenase C (gene LDHC). The transcript has 8 exons. Gene Ontology annotation, cellular component: cytoplasm. Lineage: Eukaryota; Metazoa; Chordata; Mammalia; Primates; Hominidae. Gene Ontology annotation, biological process: lactate metabolic process; pyruvate metabolic process. The coding region runs from base 189 to 1187 and encodes 332 amino acids. Gene Ontology annotation, molecular function: L-lactate dehydrogenase (NAD+) activity. The record is from RefSeq and is a predicted model, not a curated record.